Molecule: messenger RNA, 572 nt
Organism: Leguminivora glycinivorella
Lineage: Eukaryota; Metazoa; Arthropoda; Insecta; Lepidoptera; Tortricidae
Product: salivary glue protein Sgs-3-like
Exons: 2
Coding region: 16-360 (114 amino acids)
Source: RefSeq, a predicted model, not a curated record
UUAUGAAUUGAAUUUAUGCCUAAUUAUUCCAACUCCAAAAUGAAGUUCAUAAUCCUCGCCGCCCUCGUCGCCUUAGCCGUCGCCGCUCCCCGAGCAACGACAAGCAACUCAUCGUCACCAAGAAGUUCUACCCUGACUCCUUCGCCAUCUACUCUGCCAAGCACGACAUCGUCGACAUCGUCGUCCCUCUCAACCAGAUCAACUACUCCGAAGACAGCAAGGAAGAUACCGACGAAACCACCCUCACUGUCUUCUUCGUCGAAGCCGACAUCAAGAACGAUGGCACUUACGACUACAAGGGAGUCUCCGCCUACAAAAACGGAGUCACCAAGAAGGUCCUCGAGAACGGACAGUGCGUGACCUACGCCAAGAACAAGAUCGUCUACAUCGGCGCCAGCGACGGCAUCUACAAGUACAACGAGCACGACCAGACCGCCACUAAAUAUGGCACCGUCACCGACAACGUCAUCAGAAUGUCCGUGGAUACUGAGCACGCUCACGUUUACUACCUGACUUCUGACCACGUCCUGUACAAGUACAAUGAAGGUGAGAAGGUCGCUACUAAAGUUGAG